Messenger RNA from Helianthus annuus (common sunflower), 1995 nucleotides. RefSeq lists its product as uncharacterized. The coding region runs from base 370 to 1818 and encodes 482 amino acids. The transcript is spliced from 11 exons. The record is from RefSeq and is a predicted model, not a curated record. NCBI's taxonomy places the organism in Eukaryota, Viridiplantae, Streptophyta, Magnoliopsida, Asterales, Asteraceae.
AGGAUCAUCAUGUUUUUAGGAAAAAAAACAGGGGUUUGAAUUCAAAACACCUUCUCAAACACACCUUCUUACACAUCAUUCCUAUAAAUUCAAAAAUCCCCAAACUUUCCAUCGGUUUGAGAAACAACAACAACAACAACAAAAUUAAUCAACAGGUUUGGUUGCUGGAUUAUUGAACCCUGAUCCGACAGCAUUCGGACCCACCUUCCUCCCCUCUCCUCCAUGGUGGGUUCUUCAAUUUGUCAAACAUAUUGAGCUACAGAGAGAGAGAGAGAGGAUAUUAAUUCUCGCAUGAAGAAUCAUGAUACUGGCUUUGUUGGAAUAUCUUGAAGCUUGCUAAGGGACUUGCAUUAACGUAAAACAGGAAAAAUGGGUGGUUGUGCUUCAAGCCCAGUAAAAACAAUCAAGCCAAUGAAACUGCCGCGUUAUCGUAGCAAAAAGAAACAUAGGCACGACAAACUCAAGAAGAAGAAGAAGAAGAACAGCGAUUCAGGAGACUCGGCUGCGGUUACUGAGAAUGUUGACACAACCACCACUUGUAGGGAGUCAGUAUCUUCUAAAUGUACUCAUGAACCCACUCAGAUGGAUUUACAUAGCAGUCAGAUUGAUUCAAACGUCGACGAACGAUGGUUUGAUUCUGUCAGCAGCAUUGAAGAUUCUGAUUCAGAUGAUAGCUUUGCCAGCAUGCAUGGAGACGAUGAUCCAAAUUUGGAGAAUGAUCUUAGUUCCCAUGAACAUGAUGGUGAUUUAAGCCCAUCAAACAAGUUCAGACGUAGUUAUAGUAGCUACAACGGUGAUAAAAAUCCAGCCCGGAUCUUGAAGCCUGGUGGGCCCCACUUGUUUCAUUCUGCUAGUUUCAAUGAUAAAAUCACUAACACAUCAAAUUCAGGCUCACAGAAUCAGACAAGAAAGCCCACUGUUAUUAAGCUUGCAGUGAAGAGAGCCGAAGAGGAUCUCAAUGGAACCCGUGCUACAGAAAAGUUUUUUUACCGACCCGGAGCAGGAUUCUUGAUUCCAUGUUGUACGGAUGAGAAGCCGACUCGUGGAUGUUGGUCUGCUAUUGACCCGUCAAGUUUCACUCUCAGAAGUGAAAACUAUUUAAGAGAUAAGUCGAAAAAACCUGCUCCAAGUUAUUCCCCAUACAUUCCAUUUGGUGUAGAUCUGUUUGCGUGCACGAAAAAAAUCAACCACAUUGCGAAAUACAUCGAGCUUCCUUCGUUAAAAGGUGAUGAGAAAUUGCCACCUCUUCUCAUUGUCAAUAUUCAGUUACCUGGUUAUGCUGCUCAAAUGUUCCUUAGUGACAGCGACGGUGAAGGUGUGAGCCUCGUAUUAUACUUUAAACUCUCGGAAACGUACCAGAAAGACAUCCCUCUACAGUUUCAGGAGAGCAUUAAGAGUUUAGUGGAGGACAAAAUGGAAAAGGUGAAAGGUUUCAGAAAAGAAAAUGUGGUAGCUUUCAGAGAAAGGUUAAAGAUAAUGGUGGGUGUGGUGAACCCGGAUGAUCUUCUUUCGAGCAGCACAGAGAGGAAGCUUUUGCACACGUACAAUGAGAAACCGGUCCUUUCGCGCCCUCAACACAACUUCUAUCGGGGUUCAAAUUACUUUGAAAUUGACCUGGACAUUCAUCGUUUUAGUUACAUAGCAAGAAAGGGACUAGAUGCAUUUCGUGAACGCCUUAAAGACGGGAUAAUGAAUCUUGGCCUAACCAUUCAGGCUCAGAAGCCAGAAGAAUUGCCAGAGAAAGUUCUUUGCUGUUUGAGAUUAAACAAGAUUGACUUUGUGAAUCGCGGUGAAAUACCGAGGCUAGUAGCAGAGUAGCAGUUGAUGAGGAUUCAUGAUACAUGCAUGUUGUUGUUGGCCAUUGUGCAGGGAUUAAGUGUAAACAAGUUGAGUUUAUUAUCUCCUGAGCUUAGAGUUAGAGAAGGAAACUUGAUAUGGAGUCAACUACUAUAAGUUGUACAAACAUUGGCAUCCUCAUUACACUGGUUUUGUCAA